AUUGUGUUUCUGUGUAAAUGGAUCGCAAUCUGGCCGUUGCAGCACGUCGGGUUGGAAACGGAUCGUACCAUUUGGCACCGUCUCCCCCCUGUCUGCUGCGUAGAAUAAGAAUCCUCUGGCUCUAGUAAUAAGGUGCAGAUAUUAGGAAUAUCAGGAAUAAUUUAUUCUGCUGCUCAGACACGCGCCGGGCCAGAGGGGGGCAACCAUGUCUGUGGCCUUUGCAUCAGCCAGACCCAGAGGAAAAGGAGAAGUCACCCAGCAAACUAUACAGAAGAUGUUGGAUGAGAACCACCACCUGAUACAAUGUAUAAUGGAUUAUCAAAGCAAGGGCAAGACUGCCGAGUGCACACAGUAUCAGCAGAUCCUGCACAGAAAUCUGGUCUAUCUCGCCACUAUAGCAGACUCCAAUCAGAACAUGCAAUCUCUGCUUCCUGCGCCGCCAGCGCAGAACAUAAACCUGGGCCCUGGAGGGAUGAGCCAAACCGGCCCCAGCCAGACCCUCCACUCACAGGGCAACCUGAGCGACGCACUGGGUGCCAGCCUUCCGCCCUCCUCCCUCAUGCAGAACCAGAUCAGCAACGGGCCCAAUCAUGUGUCUCUGCAGCAGUCUGGUCAAGCCACGAUGCCCACAACCAGCAUGAGUAUGGCAGGGAGUUCGCAUGGCACAGCUCCUGGAUAUAGCCAUGCUGUGCCCAGCUCUCAGAAUCUGCCGAUGCAAAGCCAGGGCACCAUAGCCAACUAUGUGUCGAGGGCUAAUAUAAACUUGCCGACCAACCCAGUGUCCAUGAUGCACCAGCAAGCUGCCAGCUCGCAUUACACCACUGCACAAGGUGGAGGUCAGCACUACCAAGGGCAAUCUUCCAUCUCCAUAAUGAGCCAGAGUAACCAAGGAAGCAGCAUGAUGGGUCAGAGGCCUUUGGGACCAUACAGACCAUCACAGCAAGGCUCUGCACAGCAAUACAUUGGCCAAGAAGAGUAUUAUAGCGAGCAAUAUGGACACAGCCAAAGUUCCUCUGAACCUAUUAGCCAGCAGUAUUACACAGAUGGACACAGUGAGUACGCUUACCAACAAUCUUCCUAUGGGGAGCAGAGCUACGACAGGACGUUCGAUGACUCCUCGCAACAUUACUAUGAAGGAGGAGGAACCACCCAGUACAGCCAGCAGCAGAGCGGAUAUCAGCAGGGAGCGGGGCAGCAACAGGCGUACUCCCAGCAGCAGCAGUACUCCAAUCAGCAGAACUAUGCGGGGCAGCAGCAGCAAGGAUACGUUCCAGCACAAGGCUCUUCUUCACAGUAUUCCACCUACCAGCAAGGCCAGAGCCAGCCAUACUCUAGCUACCGGACACCCCAGACAGCUUCCUCAGCCCAGCAACAGAGGCCAUAUGGUUACGGCGAGGGUCAGUAUGGAAACUAUCAGCAGUAAUCCAGAACUUUGGCCCUCGGACAGUCAAGUCAAAGGUCUGAGGUUAACAGGACUGCGAACAAUGCCUAUUAGCAACGCUUACUGCACAUACCAUUUUCAAGAUGGAGAAGAGUGGAAUGCGGCGACUUCACCCCGUGUCGGUGGAUUAUUCCCAUUUAUUAGAUCCAGAACGGUGUGCGAUCUAUCAGCAAAGGCAUAUUUUACCCCCCAAAUACAGGUGGAAUAUGGAUGGUCGGUAGCAGGGCUUAAAUGUAUAUUUUUGUAUUACAAAGAGAACCUGUCAUGUCAUUUAAGUGGAAUUUUAGGCAAACAGCUUGUGAACUUGUUAGGUCAGAGGUAGGCAAACUUGGCACUGCAGCUGUGGUGAAACUACAAAUCCCAUCAUGCCUCUGGGAGGCAUGCCUGAGUCUAUGGGACUUGUAGUUUCACCACAACUAGAGUGCGGAGGUUGCUUACCCUUGCAAUAAGUGACCUGUUUUACCUGCCUUAGGCUCCAUUUACAUCUAGGCAGACAAAUUUGCGGCGUUUUGUCCCGCGAAUUGCGGCGGCAAAUAGCGGCGUUUUG
Rana temporaria (common frog) is the source of this 1988-nucleotide messenger RNA. It is a transcript of the gene SS18L1, whose product is annotated as SS18L1 subunit of BAF chromatin remodeling complex. Gene Ontology annotation, cellular component: nucleus. Gene Ontology annotation, biological process: positive regulation of transcription by RNA polymerase II; positive regulation of dendrite morphogenesis. The transcript has 11 exons. NCBI's taxonomy places the organism in Eukaryota, Metazoa, Chordata, Amphibia, Anura, Ranidae. Gene Ontology annotation, molecular function: transcription coactivator activity. The coding region runs from base 206 to 1423 and encodes 405 amino acids. The record is from RefSeq and is a predicted model, not a curated record.